UAAAUGAUAACGUGGGAAACAAAGAAAAACAAAUUAGCACCGCUUCUUUAAUUUCUUUUUGGGUUGAAAGAGCACUUAGCUUGCAUUGCCAAUAAAUACCGACUCUCCACUCUAUAAUAUGCCACUGCCCCACAACCACACUCCACACUCUACACUCUUCACUCCUCAGCCAAUCAACUAAUUAACGUAUAUGCAUAUCUCUGUUUAAUUAGUAUAUGGAUAUAUAAGACUAGGUGAGUUAAUAAUUAAGAAGCAUAUUGAGGAUGAAGAACAUGUGGAAGGUGGUGGAAGUGGUGAAGCCGGUGGUGUUGAUGGUGAUUGUGCAGAUAGCAAAUGCAUGGGUCAAUGUUCUCUACAAGCUUGCUGUCAACGAUGGCAUGAGCCUCAGAGUAGUUGUUGCCUACCGCUAUAUCUUCGCUACUGCUUUCAUUGCUCCUCUUGCUUAUAUUCUCGAGAGGAAGACAAGGACAAAGAUGACUUGGACCAUUCUCUUUCAGUCAUUCUUGUGCGGUUUAUUUGGGGGAGCAUUGCCUCAGAACUUACAAAUGGAAGCGCUUGCUUUAACUUCUGUAACAUUUGCAACCGCCAUAUCCAACCUGAUUCCGGCCAUCACCUUCAUCUUGUCCCUCUCCUUCGGAAUGGAGAGGUUGAAUCUAAGAAAAGCAGCAGGGAAGGCGAAGAUAAUAGGAACAAUGAUUGGAAUUGGCGGGGCAAUGUUGAUGACAUUCUAUAGAGGCGUGGAAGUUAAGAUGCUAUCCUUCCACAUUAACCUCUUCAAUCAGCGAAAUGGCGGCGGCGCCGUACACUCGUCACAUGGUGGCGGAGGGUUGUUCUUGCUGGGUGCUGUGUCGUCGUUCUCCAGCAAUGCGUCUUAUGCGUUGUGGCUGAUCAUUCAGGCGAAGAUGAGUAGAGCAUAUCCGUAUCCAUAUUCAAGCACUGCACUCAUGUGUGUAAUGGGAGCAAUUCUUUCUGUCACCUUCACAUUUUGUGUUGAGAGGGAUUUGAGUCAGUGGAAGUUGGGUUGGAAUGUCAGGCUACUCACUGUAGCUUACGCGGGUAUAGUGGUUUCAGGAGUGAUGGUGGCUGUGAUAUCGUGGUGCGUACGCAUGAGAGGUCCCUUGUUUGUCUCUGUUUUUAGUCCUCUCAUGCUAGUGGUUGUUGCCUUUGCUGGAUCCACCAUUCUUGAUGAGAAGCUAUAUCUUGGAAGCAUAAUUGGAUCGUUGUUAAUUGUGUGCGGCUUAUACCUGGUUCUAUGGGGUAAAAGCAAAGAGAAGGUGAAGAAUCAAUUAGUGCCAUCAAAAAGCGACAAACUUGAAAUAGUGGUCAAGCCUCAAGUACAUGGCAUCCAUGGGGAUGAUGAAGAUCAAGAUUCAUUCAAAAAAGGAGGUGACAUGCACCACAAUAGAGAAAAAGGAGGAGAACAACAUUAAAUAACUAAUUAAUGGAUUCUUAAUCAUGUGCCUAACAUAGCACCCCCAAAUUAAGGCAUUAUGUAUAACUUUUACAGCUUCUGCACAUAGAUGUAUACAUAGUAUUAUAAUGUGCCACUUGAUUAAUUAAUUGCUUUGCCUUCCUUUUCGAAUCGUGCCAACAUCUGAUGUAACCAAUUUUCCUAGCGCAUUGGGCUCAUAUGAAACCAUAUAAUCAUGAGGGUUAAUUACAGCAUAGUUGGAUCCUUGUUGAAUCAAUUAGAGGCAGCAAAUUAAAGCAUGAAGAUGAACAUGGCGUUGCCAGUGAAGACCAUGCAACACAAGAAGGAUAAUAAUAUUAAUUAUAAUGUUUUCUCGUACAGACCAAAUGAAGGCAUUAUAUGCACCUUUGCUUUGCCAUCUUUUUCUUUAGGGAAAAGGGAAACCACUACUUUAAUUUCUUAUGUUCUCUUUCUCAUUUUAUUUAUGUAGCAUUUAUCUCUGUACUAUUAUUACCAUUAUGUUCCUGCUCUUAAAACCCAAAUUAAAUGUACUAUACCUAGCUAGCUAUAAGAAAUUGUAAUUCAAUUGGAACAUAUGUAGAUGCUGUCUUUCUUUAA
Messenger RNA from Arachis ipaensis, 2029 nucleotides. The record is from RefSeq and is a predicted model, not a curated record. Lineage: Eukaryota; Viridiplantae; Streptophyta; Magnoliopsida; Fabales; Fabaceae.